Messenger RNA from Eimeria acervulina, 2145 nucleotides. Its product is annotated as Replication protein A large subunit, related. The record is from RefSeq and is a predicted model, not a curated record. Gene Ontology annotation, molecular function: SUMO-specific endopeptidase activity. The coding region runs from base 1 to 2145 and encodes 714 amino acids. The transcript has 10 exons. Lineage: Eukaryota; Apicomplexa; Conoidasida; Eucoccidiorida; Eimeriidae. Gene Ontology annotation, cellular component: nucleus; cytoplasm. Gene Ontology annotation, biological process: protein desumoylation.
AUGCCGUAUGGAGCUCAACAGCAGCAACCACCUCCCUAUAUGCAACAUCAGCAGCAGCAGCAGCAGCAACAGCAGCAGCAGCAGCAGCAGCAACAGCCUUAUGGGCAACCUCCUCCCUAUGGUCAGCAGCCUCAGCAGCAGCAGGCGCCUCCUUAUGGAAACCCUCAGCAGCAGCAACUGCAGCAGCAGCAACACAUGCAGCAGCAGCAACUGCAGCAGCAGCAACAAAUGCCGCAGCAGCAGCCGCUGCCAUACGGACAGCAGCAGCAGCCUUAUGGGCAGGCACCGCAAGGGCCGCCCCAGCAGCAGCAGCAGCAGCAGCCACCCAAUCCGUAUCUGCAGCAACAGCAGCAGCGACAGCUGCCCCCUCCGCAGCAGCAGCAGCAGCAGCAUCAGCAGCUAUACGGGCCUCCACCGACAGCCUACCAACAAAUGCCACAGCAGCAGCAGCAGCAGCAGCAGCAGCAGCAAGAAGGAGAAGGCUACGGCCCUCUUCGCGGUGCGGCUCACGGAACUGUCCAGAGGGCUCUGCCCUACGGGCAGCCUGCUGCUGCUGCUGCUGCUGCUGCUGCUGCUGGGAGGCCCGGUGAAGCAUUUGUUGCAAUAAAAGAUUUGUCUUCAUAUGUCGCUCGGUGGACUAUUCGAGGCAGAGUAGACUGCAAGGCCUCCUUUUUCGGUGCUGCAGCAGAACGGUUUUACUCGCAGCUAGAAGAAGGCAAGGUAUAUUCUUUUAAGGGUGGACAUGUAAAGCCAAAGAACGAACGUUUUAAUAAAACCCCUCAUCCUUAUGAAUUAACAUUCGAUGAAAAAGCAGUCAUCAUUGCCGUCGACGAAACUCCUGAUAUACCCGUCGUAGCACAACCUUUGACAAAUAUAUCUUCUCUUAAAGAUGCUGAAGUCGGCUCUGUUGUUUCUGUAAUCGGCGUCCUGCAUAACUUCAAAGACGUGCAAACAAUUACCCUCAGAGUAAUCUCUUCACCUCCUCCUGCUGCUGCUGUUGCUGCUGCUGCUGCUGCGGCUGCUGUUGCUGCGGCUGCUGCGACUGCUGUUGGUGCGGCUGCUGUUGCUGAUAUUGAUGCUGCUGCUGAUGCUGAUAUUGGUGAUGCUGCUGAUUCUGCUGUUGAUGCUGCUGCUGCUGCUGAUGCUGCUGUUGCUGCUGCUGCUGCUGAUGCUGCUGCUGCUGCUGCUAUUGGUGAUGCUGCUGAUUCUGCUGGUGCUGCUGAUAUUGCUGCUACUGCUGUUCCUCCGACUCCUGCUAUUGCUGCUGCUACUGCUGCUAUUGCUACUGCUGCUAUUGCUGCUGCUGCUGCUGCUAUUGCUGCUGUUGCUGCUGCAGGCUACUGGGCAGCAGAAGGACAAGAGAGAUAUACACCUGAUGCUAAAGUAGGAGACUGGGGGGGUAAGAAAUUAGAGUGGCAGUGCAACACGCGGCUGGAGACAUCUGUCGAUACACCCGAAGCAAAACGACUCGCACAGUGGUGGGCGCAGACUGGCAGCACCUGCAGCAACUUUGCUGCUCUCGGUGGUGGUGUUGGAGGGUCGGGCCGCAACGAGCCGCUCAAAACCCUCGAUAAAAUUUCGCAAGAAGCAGCACAAGCAGAACCAAGUCUUCUGUCUGAGAAGGGUCUUUUCUUUUCUACUAUCGCCACUGUGGAGCGCAUUGCUGACGACCGAUUUUCUUGGCCAGCUUGUCCAGAGUGCAGGAAGAAGAUGCAGCAGCAAGAAGGCGAUGCUUCGAGUGUGUGGCGAUGCAGCAGCUGCAGCAAAGAGUUCGAAGCACCUGUGGAGACAUAUUUGCUGCAGCUUACUUUAGUUGACGAGACAGGGUCAUUAAAGGUUUCUCUUAUAGGAGAGAAAGCAGAGGUUAUAUUGAAAGAGCUGCAUGCAGCAGAGCUGAGAUGCAUGCAGCAGCAGCAAACGCUUGAUCGACAAGGUCGCAGCUUCAACGAUGUCUUCGCGGAUGCCUCACUAACCGAGUGGUUCUUUAAGCUGCGUGCUGCAUCGGAGACAUACAUGGAUGAAAGCCGCAUUAAAUUUAGAGUAAUAGCAGCAGAACAGCUGCAGCAGCGAGUGAAGGAAGCAACAGCAGAAUCUAUAAAUGUCGUGGAGCAUCUUCUUCAAUCCGUCAAGCUGCAGCCCUCUUAG